This is a messenger RNA of Phlebotomus papatasi, 1096 nucleotides long. RefSeq lists its product as uncharacterized. Bases 64 to 1065 code for a protein of 333 amino acids. The record is from RefSeq and is a predicted model, not a curated record. NCBI's taxonomy places the organism in Eukaryota, Metazoa, Arthropoda, Insecta, Diptera, Psychodidae. The transcript has 3 exons. Gene Ontology annotation, cellular component: basement membrane. Gene Ontology annotation, biological process: cell-matrix adhesion.
AGAGAAAAUUUCCUGCUUUGCGGAAUUGCGUUUAUUCAGUCGUCAGCGCUCCAACUUCCUCCCAUGACGCUCAUUUUCUGGUCAAUCCCACUGAUUUUUCUCGUGACUUGUGGUGCUGUAAAUGCUGUAGGUUUGGGUGAUGAUUGUCACAAUAACGCUGUUCCCCCCGUGAUUUGUGAUCCGGGUCUGUUAUGUGAGGAUUUCGUGUGUGUUUUAGACAAAAAAUCAUGCUUAUUCACCCACCACCUGGAUCAGGAACUUUUUGGCCAAUUGCCCACUUGCAAUCCCGAUGAUGGAACAUUUGCUGCCAAGCAAUGCAAAGGGGACUUUAUUACUGGACGAUGUUUCUGCUACAGUGAAGUUGGUGAAAGAAUAUUUGGGUGGGAUUGGUGGAGAAAUGCCGAAGAAAUGACCUGUGCAUGCAGCCGAAAAAGGCACAGUCUCGAGAAAGCUGGUCGUCACGAUGUCACACUUCACUGUCAGCAAAAUGGGAAUUACGAGGAGCUCCAGUGUGACGAAGGCGCGUGCUGGUGUGCAGAUCCAGCUACGGGUUUCAUCAUUGAAGACACCAUUGCUGUUCCCCAACACUUAUGGACCCUUUUACCAUGCUACAAUACCUCCUUCUACGGUACCCAAUACCUCAGACAGUGUGAUAGUGCCGCUCAUGCCCAGAAUCUCAUCAGGGAUGCAUUCAGCAAACGUGGCACGUCUCAAAUCUCCUUCACCAAUAUUCAGUGCCACUACGACGGUACUUAUGGCACUUUUGCCUUUGUAGAAAAUCAAGCUGUGUGCACUUGGCGUGAUGGUUCUCGUCUUGGCGGUUUCGCUUCACAAACAAAUCAAGCUAACCAAAUGGAUUGCAACUGCGCCCGAGAUCAGAGAAUCUUCAGCGAUAACGGCUUAACAUUUCCACUUCAAUGCAUGGGCAAUGGAAAUUAUGCCAAUCUUCAAGAUCUCAAUGGCCAAAUAUUCUGCGUGGAUCGCGAUGGAUUUGUCGUGUCGGAUUUUUAUCCACCUGACACCGAAACCGUUGAUUGCACUAAACAUUUGUACUACAUGCAAUAAAGGUUGUAUAAUUUCUCAAUUAUUUCAUCCA